AGAUAAAUGGGAUUACAUGAAAAAGCGCUUGAAUGUUUCUGCAUCGACUUAAAUCAUAUAAAUAAUGCUGAUGAUUUCAAGGCAUCAUACUUAUAUUAAAAAGGUGCAAUUUUAUGAAUUUAUUUCAGGAUUAACUUUAUUUUAUUUAAAUAGAUAUCUUGAAGCUAUAGAUUAAUUUGAUAAAUCUUUAUCUAUUAAUAUACAUCAAAAUGGACUCUCUCAUAAUAUGAAAGGUCUUAUUUUUAAGUUAUUUCAAAGCUCUCUCAUUAAUGGAAAUAGGAGAUCUAGAUUCAGCUUUAUUUUUUAUAAACUAAGCAAUAAAUAAUAACUCAUAAAAUUCUGCUAUAAGAUUCAAUAAAGGUAAAACUCAAGCUUAAAAUAGCACUUAUUUUAAUAAAGUUGGAAAAUUUAUAAGAAGCUUUAAUUGCCUUAGAUGAUGCGAUAUAAAUAGAUAUGAAUAACGUUAACUUUUACAAUAAUAAAGGUAUAAGUUUACAAUUAAUUAAAAGGUUGGGUUCUAGAGAAACUUGGGAACUUGGAAUCAGCCAAAUAAAAUUAUUAUUUAGCUUUAGAAAAAAAUCCAUAAAGUUCAAUCAUUUACUUUAAUUUAGGUAUUUGAAAUUAUUAAAUUUAAAGCAAAUGUUUUAUUUAAAUUGAAGGAUUAUCAAGAGAGUUUACAUAUUUGUGAUCUAGCUAUAUAAAGAAAUUUGAAAAGUGCCUAAAUUUAUUCUUGCAAAGGUGAAUUAUAACAAAUUCAUAAUUAGGAUAAAUAUUUUUUAUUUGGAGUUAAAUGGAUGAAGUUAAAAAGAAUUUUGAAAAUGCUUUUCUUGAACCCUCAUGUUCUGAUAAUGAAUAUAGAUAAUUUGCUUAAAUACUAUUUUAAAAAAAUGACCUAAAAAAUGCUUUAAAAUACAUAGAAAUAGCAAUUAGUAGAAACUCAGAAAACAAUGACAAUUUUAUGGUUUAAGGUAACUAAUUCUUAAAAUUUUAGCUGAAAUUGUAAAUUCUAUUCAAAGAGAAUGUUAAAGAAAUGAAAAUCAUUAAUGA
Messenger RNA from Paramecium sonneborni, 1047 nucleotides. The record is from the annotation of a GenBank genome assembly. NCBI's taxonomy places the organism in Eukaryota, Ciliophora, Oligohymenophorea, Peniculida, Parameciidae.